Molecule: messenger RNA, 2636 nt
Organism: Spinacia oleracea (spinach)
Lineage: Eukaryota; Viridiplantae; Streptophyta; Magnoliopsida; Caryophyllales; Amaranthaceae
Product: cation/H(+) antiporter 14-like
Exons: 2
Coding region: 56-2071 (671 amino acids)
Biological process (GO): proton transmembrane transport; regulation of pH
Cellular component (GO): membrane; endomembrane system
Molecular function (GO): antiporter activity
Source: RefSeq, a predicted model, not a curated record
AAUCGGACUAUUAUACCACUGGAAUACAUUCAAUUUCGCGGCAUUACUCCAGCCAAUGAUGGUUUACAUGUUCAAAACCUUCGCAUAUUUAGGGUUCAUAUGUUACUCAUUCAAAUUAGGCGUCGAAACUAAUAUAGGAGCAUUACUGAAAAACAUAGACAAGCAAACUACCAUCAUCUGUUAUUUAGGGUUUUUCGCCUCAAUUGCGUUUAGUUAUGUUGGAUUGAAAAUCCUUAACAUAACUUCAAACGAUGGAAUAAGGAGGAUAAUUCUUCUUAAUGCUCAAAGUUUCUUCGUGGUUACGUGCAACCACGUUAAUGAAAUUGGCAUAGGCAACUCCGAGCUAGGUCGUUUGGCUUGUACGGUAUCUUUGAUCCUUGAUAUAUUUGGAAUGUUUUUGAAUACAUUGGUUGACAAUGUUAUAUUUCCUGUAAUCGAAGGAAACUUCUUGCACCCAAUCAUGGUUAUUGGAACCUACAUUUUGAUGCUUAUAGUUUGUAGGCCAUUAGUCAUUCACAUUAUUAGUUAUACACCCGAAGGAAAACGUGUUAAAGAAUCCCAUUUUUUCGCCAUAUUCUUAAUUGUUCUUUUGUUAGCCUUCCUUAGCUUACAAAUGCAACACUUUUUUGCUGUUUUCUUGUUCGGAUUCUUCCUACCCACGGAACCAUUAUCCACGAUUUUGUACGAGAAAUUAGACGCCAUUACUUCAUCUGUUUUGUUCCCUAUCUUCUGUGCAGUCCAUGGAUUUCGAGCAGAUUUGAAUUCUCUCCAUAUUAAAUCUUUUGUAUUAGAGACUCUUUUGAUUAUGGGUGCUUCUGGUAAAUUUUUGGCAACUCUUAUUUCUUCCAUGUGUUUUGGAGUUCAUCUCAAGACCGCCUUUUGUCUUUCAAUCAUCAUGGCUUCUGGAGGUUUUAUUAAUUUAAUUAAGAUUGGCCAAUAUCAACAAGUUGGGGAAUUGAGUACAGAACAAUGCACAACAAUGUCACUACAUAUUUUUAUCUGGACUGGAGCCUUGUUACCCCUCGUAAGACAUCUAUAUAAACCAUCAACACAAUAUACAACCAUUAUAAGACAAGGUGUGAUUUCAUCAUCGGAAGCUGGCAAUUUACAAGUAUUAUCAUGUAUUUUUAAGGAAGAAAAUCUACCUGGAAUUAUGCGUCUUCUCCAAGCUUUUCACCCUAUUAGUACAAAGAAGUCAAUACCCGUAAUUGCCCUUCAAAUAAUUCCAAUCAUCACUAGCGGUGUCUCCCUCCCAAUCCUCGCACCCCUACAUGAGAUCCAAUCAUCGGCUGCUUACCGAUCUAACCUCUCUCGUUGCAACCGCACUGUAAACGCUUUGGUAAGCCUUGAACACAAGACUAAUGGUGUUAUUCGCCCGCAACAUUACGUUUCAGUAUCUUCAUAUGCGGCUAUGCACAACGACAUAUGUAGUGUCUCACAUGACAAUAACGUGAGUUUACUCAUUCUACCUUUCCACGCACAAUGGACUAAUUAUAAUAACACCAAGGGAUUCAAACAUCAUUCUCAAAACAUUAGAGAUGUCAAUAAAAUGGUGUUAGAUAUGGCACCUUGUUCAAUAGGUAUGCUAGUUGAUCGAGGAGAUCAGAAUUUGGCCAACUUUAGUGAUGUGUAUCGUGUUGCUAUUUUCUUCAUAGGCGGGGUUGAUGAUCAAGAGGCUUUAGCGUUUACCACUGUAUUCGCAAACAAUCCAAGAAUUAGGGUCGACGUUGUUAGGUUGAUAUCGAUUAAUAAGACUCAAAGUGAUGACGACAACUUUGAGGACAAUGACGCCAUUAAUAGUUUCCAACUUCGGUGUAUAGAUAAUGAAAGAGUGUCGUUUGAAGAGGUGGUUGUUAACGAUGGUGGAGAAACUACUAGUGUGGUUGUAAAGAUGAAAGAUGAAUUUGAUUUGGUGAUAGUUGGUAAAUACCAUGAGCCCGGGUGUGUUCCUUUGUUCGGGCUUUUGGACCGGUGGUGUGAUUAUCCGGAGUUAGGGAUUUUAGGUGAUAUGUUAGUAUCACCGGAAUUUGAGUUCUCGGUUUUAGUUGUGCAAGAGCGGCCUAGCUUAUAGGAAUCAAAAUUAUGUUGAUGUUGAUGGGGAUGAUAUUGAUUAUUGAGCAUUGAGCAUUGAGAGGUAGAAAUCAAAAUUGGAGGAAAACAUGUGCAAAGUGCAGGACUUCCCUAACAUAUAAGCCAUUAAUCUUUACAGAAUACAACCCAUCGUUCGAAGAAUCCCAAGUCAAGCAAUCCUCCGGUGCCCUAGGACUGAUUCCAUUUAUAAUUUGUAAUGUGCUUGUGACUCGUUCGCACACAAUUUUGUCCUAAAUAUACUUCGAUGUGAAAGUUAGUGAAUAAUCACAAAAUUAUUAGUUUUUACAUUGUCUUGAAGUAUAGAUUGAAUUUGGAAUAGCAAAUAGGGGGGGAAUUGGGGGGCUUGGCAGGGGCCAUGGGCCCCCAUGAUAUGUUUAAAAUUUAAAUAAGUACUACAAUGGCACAUAUUUAAUAUAGCUUUACUGGUUAGUUUUACCUAAAAGUUAGAGGUAGUUAGAAGUAUAAGGUUUGAAUCUUAGCUCCCUCACUUUUAAUCUUGUUUUUUAAUUUUAUUUUUGUUUUCCAUUAUUAUAAAAAUUAUAAGU